Molecule: messenger RNA, 6655 nt
Organism: Hirundo rustica (Barn swallow)
Lineage: Eukaryota; Metazoa; Chordata; Aves; Passeriformes; Hirundinidae
Gene: SLC9A3
Product: solute carrier family 9 member A3
Exons: 17
Coding region: 14-2500 (828 amino acids)
Biological process (GO): regulation of pH; proton transmembrane transport; sodium ion transport
Cellular component (GO): brush border membrane; apical plasma membrane
Molecular function (GO): sodium:proton antiporter activity
Source: RefSeq, a predicted model, not a curated record
GUGUGGCUUGAAGAUGAGGCAGGUAUCUGGAGUGGCGCUCCUCCUGGGGCUGAUGGCUCUCCCAGUGGCGCUGGGACAGAGAAGCUCGGAAAGCCCUAAAAAUAGCACCCAAAGCUUUGCCAUCGUCUCUUUCAAAUGGGAUCACGUCAAGGAGCCGUAUAUCAUUGCACUCUGGAUACUUGUGGCCAGCUUGGCCAAAAUCGUUUUCCACUUGUCCCACAAAGUCACUCGGGUGGUUCCAGAAAGUGCUCUGCUGAUUGUCCUUGGUCUUUUCCUCGGUGGCAUUGUAUUGGCAGCAGAUCACAUUGCCUCCUUCUCCCUGACACCAACUGUAUUUUUCUUCUAUUUGUUGCCCCCCAUUGUUUUGGAUGCUGGAUAUUUUAUGCCAAAUAGAUUGUUCUUUGGAAAUCUUGGCUCCAUCCUUUUGUAUGCUGUCAUUGGGACAGUCUGGAAUGCUGCCACAACUGGUUUAUCUCUCUAUGGUGUCUAUUUGACAGGAAUAAUGGGUGAACUGAAAUCUGGGCUACUGGAGUUCCUCCUCUUUGGCAGCUUAAUUGCUGCCGUGGAUCCUGUAGCUGUUCUGGCAGUAUUUGAAGAAGUCCACGUGAACGAAGUUCUAUUCAUCAUUGUUUUUGGAGAAUCACUUCUGAAUGAUGCUGUAACUGUGGUGCUGUACCAUGUGUUUGAAUCUUUUGUUGCGAUGGGUGCAACGAAUGUGACGGGUAUUGACUGUCUCAAAGGCAUAGUGUCAUUCUUUGUGGUGAGCCUCGGUGGGACAUUGGUUGGCAUUUUCUUUGCAUUCCUGCUCUCAUUGGUCAGUCGUUUCACCAAGCAUGUGAGGAGCAUUGAACCUGGAUUUGUGUUUAUAAUUUCUUACCUGUCCUACCUCACAGCAGAGAUGCUUUCUGUUUCUGCCAUCUUAGCGAUAACCUUCUGCGGCAUUUGCUGUCAGAAAUAUGUCAAAGCUAACAUAUCUGAACAGUCUUCUACAACUGUAAGAUAUACUAUGAAAAUGAUGGCCAGUGGAGCAGAAACUAUUAUCUUCAUGUUCCUGGGUAUUUCAGCUGUGGAUCCAGAUAUAUGGACUUGGAAUACAGCUUUUAUUCUGUUGACUCUAGUCUUCAUCUCAGUAUAUAGAGUUAUUGGUGUUGUUAUACAGACGUGGAUUCUUAACCGCUACAGAACUGUCCAGCUGGGGAUAAUAGACCAGGUGGUGAUGUCCUAUGGUGGACUACGAGGAGCAGUUGCUUUUGCUCUUGUUGCGCUUCUGGAUGGGGAUAAAGUGGGAGACAGAGACCUGUUUGUCAGCACAACUAUCAUUGUUGUGUUUUUUACUGUUAUAUUCCAGGGUCUGACUAUCAAACCUUUGGUACAGUGGCUGAAAGUGAAGAAGACUGAACACAGAGAACCAAAACUGAAUGAGAAACUUCAUGGCAGAGCCUUUGAUCACAUUCUUUCUGCUAUAGAAGACAUUUCUGGACAAAUAGGGCAUCAUUAUCUGAGAGACAAGUGGUCCAAUUUUGAUAGGAAAUUCCUCAGAAAAAUACUGAUGAGAAGGUCUGCUCAAAAAUCAAGAGACCAAAUCCUUAAUGUUUUCCAUGAGCUCAACUUGAAGGAUGCAAUUAGCUAUGUGGCUGAGGGAGAACGUAGGGGUUCGCUGGCAUUUAUACGUUCUCCAAGUACAGACAACAUGGUAAAUGUGGAUUUCAGCACUCCACUCCCAAGCACUGUGGAAAGUUCUGUCUCUUAUUUAUUGAGAGAAAAAGCUGGACCGGUUUGCCUUGACAUGCAAGCUUUGGAGCAGAGGAGGAAAAGUAUCCGGGACACAGAAGAUACCCUCGCUCAUCACACCCUACAACAGUACCUGUACAAACCCAGGCAGGAGCACAAACACCUGUACAGUCGACAUGAGAUCAUGCACAAUGAAGAUGACAAACAAGACAAGGAGAUUUUCCAUAGGACAAUGAGGAAGCGCUUAGAAUCUUUCAAGAGUACCAAACUAGGAAUAAACCAUUCCAAGAAGUUCAAUAAAAUCCACAAACGAGACCGGGGCCAAAAAAGGAGAAAUAGCAGUGUCAUACCAAAUGGAAACAUUCUUUCAGAAAAUCCAGUACAAGAUUUUACUUUGAAGGAAAAAGAUUUGGAGUUUUCUGAAUCAGAAGAAAAUAAUGAUUAUGAGACUUUGCAUCUAGGCAAAGGACUUGAUUUCCUGGCUAAUGUGACGAAACAAAAUUUCACAGAUACUCCUUCUGGAAUUGAUAACCCAGUAUUUUCAGCUGAUGAUGACCAAAGCAUCUACAUGAAGUUCUCACCAUGGUUAUCUGGUGAAGACACAGUGGUACCAUCACAAAGGGCCCGAGUGCAGCUCCCAUAUUCUCCAGACAACUUCAGACGGUUAACUCCAAUCCGGCUCAGCAAUAAAUCAACAGAUUCCUUCCUGCUAGCAGAUGGCCCUGAGGACCAACCCAGAUCUUUUCUCCCAGAAUCAACACAUAUGUGAUAUGGACCAUGACGUUGAAAUGACAGAAUACUCCUCCUCAGAUGAUCAACUAAACCAAAAUGGAAGUGUUUCAGUGAAUCCCCUCCACUUCUUCCCCUCUUGUCUUCAAAUGCCUUGGACACAAAACUAUUCUUCAUUGGAAAACAGAGGGAAUAUACCUCUUUCUGCUGUCUCUGAGUACAUUGCUUCAUGCGACCCAAAUGUACCUGAUCUCUUCUGGGAAUCGGGUACAGAUAUGAAUAACAAAGAGACAGUAAACUCAGGUUAUUGUUCUGAAGUCAGCUUCAAGUCAGAGAAUUCACAAGAAGAGAAUACUUUGCUUAUGUUUGAAGGGCUGGAAGACUCUUACAUGAAAGAGCCACAAGAGAAGAAAAUGUUGCUUGAUGUAGAAGGGAAUUACAGGUCUGCUGCAGCCAGACGCGUACAAAGCCGACGUUCUUUCCACAGGCCAAAACCUCUGCAUCACCCUAAGCUUCAGAAGCUGGCAUCUCUUCCAGCAUCUUGCCAUGUACCUCCACAUUCCUUGGAACAGGAGGAAACACAGUUGUGAGCCAGGAAUUAAUUGAAAGAACAAGGUGAAUAAAGGGCUUUUGUAAAAGUAGAGAGCAAUCUACUGAUUCAUAGGAUCUUCUCUAGAAUGGCUUCAAAUGGAAAGGGAGUGGGGUCCUGUGAUGUCAGAAACACUGGAGCUUUUCUGCUGCGCUUACGUUUUUAAGUUCUUAUUCAUAAUGAAAGGGUGCAUAGUGAAGGGGAAUUACGACUCCUUGUUAUUUUUUCAUGUAGACUGUUACAAAUAAUCUAAUAUUUUUGGAGGGUUAAACCAAGAAUCUUUUCAAAUAAUAACAUGUUGGUGGUUUUUUACAUGGUGAUGGUUUAUUAUGACUUUAUGCCAUAAAUACAUUUGAAGGAAUAGGCUGCACUUGUUGCUUCAGUAAUGGUAUUAAGUAUUUAUGCUAUAUGAAAUUAAAGUAGGAGAAGCUAAUGGUUAGCCUCUUCCCUGCUAAGUCUACUCUGAUUAAAUGGAUCAGUGUCUUUUAUAAGUGCAAGCUAAGGAAAAAUAUUUUCCUCCUCUUGAAUAUUUGUGUCACUGAGUAAUUGUGGAAUAUUGGCUCUUGUGUAAAACUUAACCAGGGAAAGUCCCAACAUCUUGAAAUUUAAUCAAGUACUCCAGGAGGGCCAUAUCUUUCCUUCACCUUCACCCUCUCAACUCAGUAGCACUGGAAUAAACGGACAUCCAGAAUUAGCUCAGAAUUUUCAUUUGUGUGGUCAUAGGCAAUUAAUUUAAUAUUCUUAAUUAAGCUGCUCUAUUUUAAAUAGCUUCACUCAGACAGAAGUGUAAAUAUUUGUCAUUUUUACUGCUGCUUUGGAAGAUACCUUCCAAAUACUGUUAGAUUACCCUGGUAAUUUAUGUAUCAUUUUCAACAGCUGAUCAGGAUAGUGGUCUCUCAGAUGGUGUUCUGCAUUUUGCCAUAUGGUUUAAGUGCCACAAAGACUCAGGAUGUUGGGGGUUCAAAGUAUUGUACAGAGGCAGUUUGGCUACUGUGCAUGUAUAUACCAACUCAUACGAGGAAUGUCCUUCUUUUUUGUCAGUGGAUUUCUGUCAAAUGAUAGUUAUGAUUGCACUAGACACUGCCUAUGAAUUAGAUCUACAUCACCUUGAAGACAGCUGGAGACAUCAGUGAAAGCCAACUCAGAAGAAGAUUAAAUAAAAGUGAAAACUCUUAGACCUCUCAUAGAUGUAUAAUACUACAUGCCUGUGUAUGGUCUUCUGGCCAUUUUACCUUGGAUAAUUCCAGUCCUGAAAUUUUGGCUUGAAAUCUUCAGUGGUAUAAAUUGUAAAGGUUCUAAGACAUUAAUAGAAGGAGAGUGCUUACCCACUUCUGUGAUCCUACUCUGUUCCUACUUUCUAUUUGAUAUCAGUGUAAACCAUUUGUAAAUGAGGUGUCACUUUCAGGGAGGCACCUGAAUUAUUUUAGACUGGAUCCUGGACAGCAGCUUUAUUGGUAAAUUUUACUUUAUCUAUAGGAAUUACUGAUUGUUUCACUCUACCUACCCAGAUUUUGAAUGGAUUUGAGAUUAUUUUGUCAGAUAUCAAAACUAAGAUUUACCCAGACACCCAAGAAGAGUGGAGCAAUGUGUGAAAACCCAUGCCCACAUCUUUUUUCCAUCUUUGUCCUGUAUGAUAAAACUGUAUGUUAGGCUGAUCCGAAUUGCAGAGAUGCAAUGGCAAAUACCAUACACAAACCUAGACAGAUACAAAGCGUACACCUCUAGAGGCUAGAUUCAGAGAAGUGGUUCUUUUGGUAUCAACUCACAAGCAGCUGCCUGUUUGGCUGUCACCUUCGGCAACGAUGCAAAUCAGUGUCCCUAACUGGAAAGUUUCAUCACCUACCUUCAUCGCCAUCAUUGUUAAAAUUCAAUAACUUAAAUACAGUUUUUGUGAAACCAAGUACAUGUGAACAUAUUAUUUUGAUGAAGUAGAGCAUAUUAAUGCUGUUCUAGAUAUUAUAAUUGAAACAAGUAUUUUAGUAAUAGGCAUAGAUGUGUAACAGGACCAUGACUGAUCCCAAGUGUUAGUACAGGUGAAGUGCAAUGUGCCAAAAAUCUAACUCCCUGUCUCAUAGCAUAACGCUGAAGUACCAACAUCAAAAUUGGCAAGAUGCUCAUCAGGUGUUGGCUUUGAAGUAAAACUUUCAUUUCUUAUUGGUGUCAUACGGAGAUCAUUGCUGUGCUGCAGUCAGAAAGAGAACCACACAGUGGACUGUUUUCUACAUGCUUGUUAGACCAUUAUCAAUCUGUUAUUGUACAGGCUACCUCAAGGACACAUUUGUAAAUUGUCAUCAACAGAUGUGAGUUUUCACCACAUAAAUGUUGCACAGACAAGAGUAUGCAAUUUUAAAAAAUCACAGGAUAUGUUUUUAUUGUUCUUGUAAGCUUUUAGGCUAAAGAAAAGAGGAUCCAUAGACACCACUGUAUUUACAAACACAGCAGUCUCUGACAAGUCAGCAGGACCCUGUAUGUUUUUGAGGGGGCUAUGGGAUGUAGUGUAAUAAAAUAGAGAGAAACAUCACACCAUUUCAAACAACAGAAGUGAGAAGACUAUAUACAAAGGGCUUGGCUGUCUGUUUCACAGGCCUUAGGCAUUUUCUAUAUGUUGCAUCACUACAGCUGAACAAAUGAAGGAUAAAAUGGACCAUUCUAAUAUUGAAGAGACCUUUCCCUGGAAUAUCUUGCAUAAUUCCUGAAGCUCUUACGCCCCUGGAAGGGAUUUUCUAGUAGAAUUGAUUUUACAGCAAGGUUUUGUUUGUCAUAAUUUCUCACUUUGAAAUGUGAUGAAAAGGACUUUCACAUCCCCAGUUUCCACAUUUGAGAAUGUACUCAAUAGCUAUAAAAUAGUGGAUUAUAUAGUUCCUUUUUUUUUGUCAAGGGCUAUUGCUCCCAGUGUCCACCAGGACAAAAAAGCAGGUUAUAACUGUCGAUCACUUGUCGUACUUUUUUUUUCUUUGUUUGCAUACUCUUUCAUUGUACGUUCACAUUUCCUGUGAUAUGCGUACCUGUGGGUUGAAAGUAUUUAGUUACUUCUUCAGCACGCUUUAAUCAGUCAAGCACCACUAAUUUCUAUCACAGCAAUAUAAAUUCAGAGCUGCUAAGGAUAUGGCUGUAAGUAUCAGCUUUUUUUGCUCUUAUUAGAUUGGAAUGAUCAGUUGACAACUCGUUCACCUCUGGUGAGGCCAGUUCAGUUCUUACUUCCCUGAAAACUUUGUCUCUAAGUUUUUUUGUGACAUGCUCUGUCAGAAAAAGAAAAGCUGGGCGUUCCACAGUUGCUAUUUAUUUAAUAAGUAACUAUGGCCUACCUUGAUGCAAAAAGAUGAAAUGAAGAAAUAUUUGAUGUUAGUUCUACAUAUUUUGCUCCAUGAAUAAAGUUCUUUUUAACAAUGUUUAUUAUGCUGCCUUCUGAUCUAGCAAUGUUUAAAAAAGCCCAGAAGUGUUGCCUGCAUUGAGAUGAAUUGUCUCUCUGAGCUGUGAACCUAGCUAUUGAAAUAUAUGAAAUUAUGUAUUACAAAUACAUGAUCUAGUCAGACAUUUAUGUAACAAAGGUUGCAAUAUAAUCACGUGCCUUAAAUUGUCACUCUUUGGAGUGUUGUUGUUUCGAGA